Antechinus flavipes (yellow-footed antechinus) is the source of this 3167-nucleotide messenger RNA. RefSeq names its product serine/threonine kinase 3 (gene STK3). The transcript has 14 exons. The record is from RefSeq and is a predicted model, not a curated record. NCBI's taxonomy places the organism in Eukaryota, Metazoa, Chordata, Mammalia, Dasyuromorphia, Dasyuridae. Gene Ontology annotation, molecular function: ATP binding; protein serine/threonine kinase activity. The coding region runs from base 291 to 1889 and encodes 532 amino acids. Gene Ontology annotation, cellular component: cytoplasm. Gene Ontology annotation, biological process: regulation of MAPK cascade; protein phosphorylation; protein tetramerization.
CUGGAGUUCUUUAAAGCUAAGAGAAACAUCUGUCCCUUGGAACAACUUAAGUUGUCACCUGCUCUAAGAAUCUGACAGUUGCAAAAAACCUCAAUGGCCAUCUAAUCCAAUCCACACAGAAAAGGAAUCCUCAUUAUAACAUCCCUUACGAUGGGUCAUCUUGAUUCUACUCGAACACCUCCAAGGAUGGGGAAUCCCGCCUCAAGAAUGCAAGAUGCUUGCUGAAGGGACUUCGUGGUUUUGGUCUUUUCCCUCCUGGUUUUGCUUCUGACUUUUUGGAUUUUGCCACCAUGCCUCAUCUUAAUUUUGACACUGCAACUUCCCUUCGCGCCUGGGGCCUCUUCACCUUGGACAAUCCUUGCACCAUCCCAGUCUCCCUCUUCCACUGCAAGCUAAAAAAGCUGAGUGAAGACAGUUUGACUAAGCAGCCUGAAGAAGUCUUUGAUGUCUUAGAGAAGCUUGGUGAGGGAUCUUAUGGAAGUGUAUUUAAAGCAAUACAUAAGGAAUCUGGUCAAGUGGUGGCAAUUAAACAAGUUCCUGUUGAAUCAGAUCUUCAAGAAAUCAUCAAAGAAAUUUCUAUAAUGCAGCAAUGUGACAGCCCCUAUGUUGUAAAGUACUAUGGCAGUUACUUUAAGAACACUGACCUUUGGAUUGUUAUGGAAUACUGUGGAGCUGGUUCUGUUUCAGACAUAAUUCGGUUACGGAAUAAGACAUUAAUUGAAGAUGAAAUUGCAACUAUUCUUAAAUCCACCUUGAAAGGACUUGAAUAUUUGCACUUCAUGAGAAAAAUACAUCGAGAUAUAAAGGCAGGAAACAUUCUGCUCAAUACAGAAGGGCAUGCAAAAUUAGCGGAUUUUGGAGUAGCUGGACAAUUAACAGAUACAAUGGCCAAACGCAAUACUGUUAUUGGAACUCCAUUUUGGAUGGCCCCUGAAGUAAUACAAGAAAUUGGCUAUAAUUGUGUGGCAGACAUCUGGUCCCUUGGUAUCACAUCAAUAGAAAUGGCUGAAGGAAAGCCACCUUAUGCUGAUAUACAUCCAAUGAGGGCUAUUUUUAUGAUUCCCACAAAUCCACCACCAACAUUCCGAAAACCAGAACUUUGGUCUGAUGAGUUCACUGAUUUUGUCAAGAAGUGCUUAGUGAAGAGUCCUGAACAGAGAGCCACAGCAACACAGCUCUUGCAGCAUCCUUUUAUCAAGAAUGCCAAACAAGUAUCAAUUCUAAGAGACCUGAUCACAGAAGCUAUGGACAUAAAGGCCAAAAGACACGAAGAACAGCAACGAGAACUAGAAGAGGAGGAAGAAAAUUCGAGAUAUGAUCUUUCCCCUGAGGACUGCUUUAGCUGCAUUCCAGAAAUUUUGGAUGAAGAUGAGUUGGAUUCCCAUACCAUGGUGAAGACUGGUUCAGACAGUGUGGGCACUAUGAGAGCUGUCAGCACAAUGAGUGAAGGGGCUCAGACCAUGAUUGAACACAAUACCACCACAUUAGAAUCGGAUUUGGGAACCAUGGUCAUAAACAGCGAAGAUGAAGAAGAAAUAGAUGGAACUAUGAAAAGAAAUGCAACUUCGUCACAAGUACAUCGACCAUCUUUUAUGGAUUAUUUUGAUAAACAAGAUUUCAAAAAUAAGAGUCAUGAAAACUGUAAUCAGAACAUGCAUGAACCAUUCCCAAUGUCAAAAAAUGUUUUUCCUGACAACUGGAAAGUUCCUCAAGAUGGAGACUUCGAUUUUUUGAAAAAUCUAAGUUUAGAAGAAUUACAAAUGAGGUUAAAGGCACUGGACCCAAUGAUGGAAAGAGAAAUUGAAGAGCUUCGUCAAAGUUAUAAUGCAAAAAGACAACCAAUUCUGGAUGCAAUGGAUGCAAAGAAACGAAGACAGCAAAACUUUUGAGUUUACUAUCUUCUCAGACAGCAUGUGUAGUUAGUCUAGUUGUCAGUAAACCUUUAAUAGUUGAAGGAAUCAUAGUGUUAUGAUUAUUUCUGUUAUUUUUAAUCUAUGAGAUUUGUGCUUCACAUCUCAACAAUGUUGAAAUUCUGAAGGAGCCCCCAUUCUGAAGUUACAAGAGGGGGUUAAAUUUACCAGUGCAAGCACAGUAAUUUUAUUUUUGAACAAUGAAAGCAACAGAAAUUUUCAUUAUUAUUUUUCUAAAAGCCCAUCAGUUAUAUCAUAUCACUACUAAAUCUUUGUUGUACAAUUAAAAUUAUACUCAUGGGAACUUAAAGACCCAAAGCUAUUGUUCAUUUGUGCAACGUUGCCCAGCUUUAUGUUACAAUAUUUCUUAUUCCCAUCUAUUAGCCUAUUUAUUAUAUAUCCCCUCAGGUAAACUUAUUUAUUUAUAUCAUUUUGCCUUUUUUUUUUUUUUUUUCAAAGAGAAGAUUGGAUGUUUUGGUAAAGGCAGAGUUUGGACAGCAGCGAUAAAUUACUACUAAAUUACUCCACAAUAAAACAGGAAGAUAAGUGAUAAUAUCAUUUGAAAGUCAGGAUAGUACUUGUUUCCCAAGAAUUUUUCAACUUAAAGGAAACAGUAAUACCUGCAGUACCCAAGGCCAGCUUCUUUUUAACAAAGAAAAAAAUAUGUUUGUAGCCACUGAGUUUUUGUGUUUUUUUAUUUGCUUGAAUUUUUUUUUUUUUUUUUACUUAUUUUGAUGUUUGGUACAAAUAGAACGUUGUAUUUGGGUCAGUUAAAGCUAUAAAGGACAUGAAUUUCAAAGCCAAAGAAAUCAAUGAAUAGUUUGUAUAAAGGUUAGUAUAAGGUAGAUUCUAAAAAGAAAAUUAAAACUAAUCAUACCUAUAUGUUAAUAUUGUUCCAUUUGUAUAUUUGGAAACAGAAGUGUGUCACAUUACAGAAAGCUCAUCACAUUAGUUUCUGUGAAAAUGUGGUCCAUUGUCUAAGGACAUUUUGUUUUUGUUAUUCAUUAUCUUUUGGGAAUUAGUGAUAACACAACAGAAAUACAAUUUAUACUCUCCUAUGCAUACCCUGGAGACUGCAAAAAUAUUAAAACAGUCAAGCAGAAAUUCAGUUCUUUGCAGAAUGAACAUUUGUGCAAUUGAAUUGGGACCAAUUGUUUUCUUAAACAGUUUAUGGCCAUCUCAACGGUAAUUGUUCUUAUGUUUCAGUUCUGUCAUAUAAAUCAUAAAGACAAAUAAAUUUUACUGUACUGGUUAAAA